AUGCUAAGGGUUUCGUCCACGAACGCGCUCGUCAUCCCGCCGUUCGAGUGCGCGUGGCUCAACAGCGACGAAGACAACCUCAAGGAGGACAGCGGCUGUAUUGAGUUUGAAGCGCGAGGCCUGAACGAUGUGACGGUCAUGCUGAAGGACCAGCCAGGGUCGCGUCGGUGGCAGGACUUGUCGCUUUCGGCGAGCACGUCUGCGCCUGGAGCAGACGCCCGCGUGCGCUCCCACGACGCCGGCCCGCCGGCCGCGCGCCCGCGCCAGGCCGAGCAGUCGUACGUGGUCAUCAUCGGAAGCCACCGCAACCGCAAGGUCAAGAUCGAGCGCAACGGCGCGGAAAUGUGCACGCACCGGGUGACGCCUGACGUGAGCCCCACCAAGACGGGGUGGCGCAAGUUCUGGGUCGACGUGGCGCACGGAACCAUCACAGUCGGCGCAGGGCACCCCGGCACGCACGUCCUCUGCCAGUGGAGCGACCCAGAGCCCGUCCAGGGCUUGCGCUAUGUCGGACUCGCUACGUGGGACGCGCACGUCGCGUACCGCAAAGUGACCGUCGGGCCGUCGAUCAACGCCCUCCUCGCCGACGGCCGCGAGGGCCGCGCGCCCCCCUCCGCGCUGCAGCUGCGCCCGGACGGCGCCGCCCCCCCCCCGCACGUGCCGAGCCUGUUUUCCCUCGCCGCCGCCGCUGUCGCGCGCGGCCUCGCGCCGGACAGCGCCUGCCUCGUGGCCGCACUCGCGGAGGCCAUGGGGCACGUCGCGCAGCCCCUGAUCGCCGCGUGCGUGGACGUGAUGGCCCGCGACCUCCCCGCGUGCAUCUCUGCGGACCCCGCGGCCUUUGCCGCGCUGCCGUGCGGGGCGCUCUGCGACGUGAUCUCGCACCCGGCGCUCGACCUCCCCGAGCUCGCGGUGUUCGACGCCGUGCAGAUGUGGGCCGCGGGGUGCGGCCGCCACACCCCCCUCAACACACCCCCCCUCCGCCCCAUGCCCGAGAUCGAGGCCGCGAUGCGGCUCGUGCGCUUCCCGAUGAUGUCCGAGGACGAGCUCGGCGACAUCGCGGCCCGCCCCAUCACGCGCCACGUCCCCCUCCUGCAACGCCUCCUCGCCGAGGCCGUCUGGUCGACGCGGGAAGCGCUCAUCGAGUCCGGGGCGGCGCGGUCGAGCAGCGGGCCGUGCAGCGCGCGCACGUCCCUGGACAGCCUCGACGGCGCGCUGCCGCAGGACGGCGCGCCGCUGCCCCGGCGGGCGUUCGAGGUGGAGGGCAAGCGCCUGGUGCGGCACGGCGCCGACCCGGCGGCGCAGCUGCGGCACCAGCGGCGCGUGGCGGGGCGCGCGGUGGAGCUGAUGUACGUGCACGACGGCGACGGGUGCGGGCUGUUCGCGCACGUGAGCACCAACGGCGGGACGGAGCCGUGGGUGAACCCGGUGACGACGGGGCGCUUGGCGGUGACCGCGAGCUCGCCGGCGACGCGGUUCACGCGCGUGAACGACUUCGCGACGGGCAAGCUGCUGAAGAACUCGUACGCGGGGCCGCGGAUCGUGAAGACCGAGACGGGGAGGUUCAUGGAGGCCUGGUGGGCAGUGGACUUGGGCCCAAGCGCGCGGCUGCUGUGCAACUACUACACGCUGCGCCACGACGGCUCGGACGUGUUUCUGCGCAACUGGGAGCUGCAGGGCUCGGAGGACGGGGUCGCGUGGACCACGCUGCGGCUGCACGCGGGCGACGGGACGUUGCGCGAGCGCGGCCAGCGGGCGUCCUGGCCGGUGUCGGUGCCGGCGGGGGAGUGCAGGCCGCUGCGGCACUUCAGAGUGUGCAUGCGCGCGCAGGCGCAGGACGGCUCGCUGGGACCAGGGAACAUGGAGUUGCACCUCAGUCAUAUGGAGCUGUAUGGGUAUCUGCUGAGCUGA
Molecule: messenger RNA, 1908 nt
Organism: Pedinophyceae sp. YPF-701
Lineage: Eukaryota; Viridiplantae; Chlorophyta; Pedinophyceae
Source: the annotation of a GenBank genome assembly